Molecule: messenger RNA, 1897 nt
Organism: Rhipicephalus microplus (southern cattle tick)
Lineage: Eukaryota; Metazoa; Arthropoda; Arachnida; Ixodida; Ixodidae
Product: alpha-(1,3)-fucosyltransferase C
Cellular component (GO): membrane
Molecular function (GO): fucosyltransferase activity
Source: RefSeq, a predicted model, not a curated record
GCGAUCAAACAGCCGUAUUCUCAGCAUAUCGCACCCCUCUGCAGUGUUCACGAGUUCCCGGACCUCGAGUAGUGCGUCCUCCGAGCACGCUCGUCUUGUGGAGAGCGACGGGGAAGGAGACGAUAAUGAAGUGAUUUUAUUGGAUGCCCGAGCAAGCAUACAAUGUGAGAAGAGACACCACGCCGAUGACGAGGUCACCACCCAGGGUACGAUAAAUGGAGAAGAUCAACGAGGCGAAUGUCCCCAAAAAGUGGCUAUAAAAGCGCUAGCGCGUAGUCCACGUCACCAGGUUCAAACUGUACCCGAAGCAGAAAGCUCCAGAUGUAGGACGUACGACCCUAUCGCUUCCACAGAGGCUUCUUUAAGGCAUAGCUUCACUUCAGGGGAUCAGCCUCUACAAGAGCAUACACGUUCAGAGUCAAUAGAAACUUAUGACGACCUUCGUUCGUAUGGUUUUUCACACCGCACUUGGUUUGAAAGGCGAAGUGGUCGCUUGUGCUUACUGAUCAGUAUUGUCUUUAUCUUUGUGGCCGCUAUCGUCGCACCUGUUAUCACCAUCCUCCAGAGCCUUAAGCCGACGCCUACCACUCCAGUACCGCAGCCGCCGUGGCUUCCGUGGCGCAAUCGCACGGACGACAAUACGUUCCCCCGCAUAUUGCUGUGGAACACGCUCGGGCAUCGAGAGCAUUUACUAGCGCAGCGGAUCAGCUCCGAAGCUGACGACUGGAAUAUCACCAUGCAGUGCGAGUCCUACGGAGACGAUGAGUGUGAAAUCACGAACAACCGGCACCUCCUGGAGAGAAGUGACGCCAUCGUGUUUUUUGCCGAGAGCUUGAACCUGCACGACAUGCCUGGCAGUCGCACGGCUCCGCAGAUGUGGGUCUUCUGGGCCAGGAGCCAUCUGCCCCCGAUGUACCCUGCGGAGAGGCACUUGAAUUCGUCCCUCUCCCUGCCGCAAGUAGCGCACUUGUUCAACUGGACCACCGGCCAUCGCGAUGACUCGGACGUGGUGAUCCCGUACGGCGACUUUCAUUGCGACUCUUCUAUCGGCAGACGUCAUUCUCGCCGUUCUAGGCAGCAACCGCGAAAGGAGGUGGCGUGGCUUGUGGACGACUGCGAGUUGAACCGAUUCAAAACAGAAGCUUCCGGUGCUUCAGGCUACGAUGGCGGCGUCGUCCACAUCCGCCUUUUUCCAGGCUGUGGAGCGUCUGACUGCGGCACUCCGUCCGAGUGCGUCCGCUACAUCGCCCGGCGCUACCGUUUCAUCGUGGUUUCUCUAGAACCUGUCUGCUUUCCGAGUGCUGACGAGCUCAUUUACGAGUCCUUCAACUACGAUGUGGUACCUGUAGUUCUGACGCCACCUGGUGUAACACUGCCCCUGCCCGAGCAUUCAGUCGUGAGCUCUGCAGAGCUGUACGGUGAAGGAGAAUUGGCCAAGUAUCUGCGAAGCUUGCUUGAUGAUCGUCAGAAGUACGAGAGUUACUUCGAGUGGAAGGAGCACUGCUCGGUGGUUGUCGUUCGCGAUUUGCUUUGUCCUUUGUGCCACGCACUUCGAGAGAUGCCAGAGCCACGGCGACAGCAUCCGGACGUGCUAGAGUGGUGGACACGGCGCACUAACUGCCAAGCCGAGCCGCUAUUUGGCUUGGAAUCUGGGUUCGUUGAUGUGUUCUGAACCAAGAUAGCGACUGGUCGCAUUACGUUUAAGGCUGAGCCGUGAAAUCGAAUGCAGCGGAUAUUCAAUGAGCACCUUCUGGUCGUACUCAAUUUUCACUUUUCGAGCCUUUUGUAACUUAUCUGCGCUCGCCGUUGUACUUCCCUCACACUAUUUGAACAUGUGUUGUUAUAUUUGUGCGCAAUUUUAGCCGGAUAAUAAACUUUUACGAGUGGCUACUGUGCA